Lymnaea stagnalis (great pond snail) is the source of this 8749-nucleotide messenger RNA. Lineage: Eukaryota; Metazoa; Mollusca; Gastropoda; Lymnaeidae. The record is from the annotation of a GenBank genome assembly.
CGUCAUGUCACAACGCAACAAAUACGCCUUCUUUUUCCUCUCAUGGACAGACAUGUUUUGAUACCAACUUUAUUAUGUUAAAGUUACAUCAAAGUAAAAAAAAUAGGUUCAUUAAAAGCAAGAGCUUGACCUAAACGCCGGUCAUCAACCGGCAGGCUACUUUUAGGAUAUAGCAGUCUAUUCGACCUGAAAGUUGGGAGAAUAGCCUCGUAAGUAGACAUCAAUCAACACGAAAAUAGCAACGUUUCCCUGUGUGACCGGGUUUGAUCUUGCGGGUGGGAAAGGAUUCAACACACCAAAAUGCCUGCGCCGGUUUUAAAUAUGACGGAAGGUCUGCCUAUAUCAGAAAUAACUUUACAUCGAGGAGAAACAGGUAAGUUCUUUAUUAAAUAUAUUUUACAAAUUGUUGAUUCCAACGCCUAAUAUGUAUUGGAUUGUAACUAGUAUUACCAUUGCUAUUUUUUGUUGUUGGUACUAUUAACUUACUAUUACUUUACACUAAACUAAAACUAUCCAUCAAGACCUGUCUUAUUAACUUGAUUAAGAUUUUGAUUUAAGCCACACAAGGAUUCUUUGGUCAUUAAUAAAGCCUGCUUUCAAUUCAUUAACUUCUAUCAGAAGGUCCUUCUCAUUUAAACAUUGGGCUGUUAUUUGUGUGUAGGCCCACUUUCAUCAUGAUUGGGAGUUGAAUUUUAUUAUGUUCACUCUAUUUACAGAAGAUGAAGAUAAAUAAACCAACGAAAGUCAAAUGAUUUAGUCAAUGUUGACAUUUGAUGUAGGCCUAUAUACUGCCAUUGGGCUUGGGCCUAAUCUCAACAAUAACAACAUCCCUUUGACUUUGGAUUUGUUCUUUGACAGUCUUUGACACUUUUAUAGUUUAGAAGUCUUAAUUGAAUUGUUAAAAUUUUAAAAAAUAUAUGAAGAGGAAGAGCGUAUUUUCAAAAGGUGGUGGCAUUGUCCACCAUUUACAAAAAAAACAUACCUUCUUGUAGAGCAAACCAGGUUCCUUUUGGACAUGACCUAGAUCAAACUAGGUUCCUUUAGGACAUGGUAAAGUUUAUUUUCAAAACACAAAAUUAAUUUCCUAUUAAUUUUCUAAACCUGGUAUGUAAUUUUUUGUUGAGUAUCUCAAAACCCCAAAAAUGGAUAUACAGCAUUUUGAAAAUCAGCCCUUCAUAAGUUCACAUCAAAUGGUUACGUUAGGUAAUUAAGUUUCAUUCAAAAACACCAAUUACAUUUCUCUAGCAUUCUCAUUCAUGAGUUUGCUUUUGCUGCCUUUGAUUGGUCUUGGACUUGGACCCUCCCACUGGUUACCUACUUAAAUUAUCCAAGUCUCAAGUAGCCGAUCUAAAUUCCAUCCCACUUUGUUUUUAGUAAUGGUUCACCCUUACUGUUUACCAUCUAAAACCAAAUUUUGAUAUGUUUAAGAAAUGUAUUAAUAUCUCUUGAUCUUAUUGAAAUAUAAUUAUUUUAAGUCUACUUUAAGUUUACACAUUCAAAUUUACAAACCCAGUUGAGUUUGCCACUAUUUCACUAUUACUGUUACAUUUAUUUUAUUUAUUUAUGUAUGGGAAUAAAUAUUACAAAGGUGUCAGUAAGGUACACCGUAAUAAGUUAGACUAAUUCAUUCAACAAAUGGGCAUGAGAAGGAGCACAUACAUCUUAACUAUUUCUUGGAAGAUUGAUAUGACCACCUUUUUCUGAUAUAUUGUACUUCUGAUGAGCAUAGACAGCCUUUAACCUUUUUAGCCUUUACAAUUUUUUAAUUUUACCAAAUCUAAUACUUAAACUUUUAGUUUAGACCUGCACGCUCAUCACAUUUGAGAACCAUGGUGAUUUGUUUGUUUUCUCUGCUCCUUCUUAGCCCAUGUGAUUGUUUCACUCCACGCUCUAUUUCUAUUUUGGUUUUAUUAUGUUACAAUGAGCUUCAUAGGGGUAAUUUCAAGAUUAAAAUAAAUUAAACUAAGAUGGAGUGUUAUUAGUGUUAACUAUUUUCUGGCAGGUGCUUCUAAGAUAAGGUUGUUGAAUAUUAUUUUGAGUAGGCCUAUACAUCAGCCUACAUGUAAACUUAUAAGAUGCUCAACCUUUAAUUGUACAUUUUUAAAUUUAUAUUUCUUCAGUUUAAGCACAUCACUAAUUGUUAUAAUUGGGUGUUUGUCUUCAACUCUUUCUGGUUAAGUUUUAUAGAUACUUGUUGCAACAAUUUUCGGUUGUUUAGGAGAUGACCUCAUGAUGACCAUAUAAUCUUAUUUAUAGUUGUUAUAGCCCGUUUUUAAACCUAGUUUGAACUGUGGCACAUACGUUAUUCAAAAACUCUACAAUAGUCAUCCUGAUAGUCCAAAAAUUGCAUAUUUAUAUCUCAAAUUCCGAAAAAAUAUCAUGCAAUGUUUUGUAGGAAUUAUUGCAGUGUAUUGUCACAAAUGAACUCGCAAGAUAUACUGAGAUAGUACUAAGUAGUCGAGAUAUUACAGUAAUUUUUAGUCCAUCGAAUGUUAAACGUGCAUGUGGCGUUAAUUUAUGGGGUGACAUUUUCAUUUCUGGCACCUAUGCCAAAUUUAUGUGUUCACUAGGCUCCCUGUCUUAAAUUCUAACAAGUACAAUACAUUUCAAAAUAGGGCAUUCAUAAACAAAAUAAAAUAAAGGGUUGGUUAAAAACAAAUAUAACAUGUAUGUAGGUCACUAAGUGCCAUCUAGUAACUUCAAACAGUAGUUACUCAACUGGGUUACUAUUUGCACCACAACCGAAAGAUGUCACAUUGGAUUAAAAGUGGAAAUAAAAUACCGGUAAUAAAAAUGUUUUAAUAUUCUGCAACGUCCCUGUGAGGAAACCGCAGCAAUCCAUAUAGAAAAAUGUGAAACAACAACCCCACCCCUGGCGGGCCAGUAAAAGGACUAUUUUUAGCACCCCUUGUCUUUGUGAAGUAAUUGGGUUGGGAUUUUAUAGUUUAAUUCACUAUUAGGGUCCUUUAUAAAGAUGAUUUUGACGCCUGUUGCUCUUUGCCCAUUGUCUUGGCCCUGACCCUGCUGUAUGAUGUAAUUUUGUACCAAUUAUUUCUUACGUCUAAACUGUGGCUGACGAGUGCAGAAACUAAUAAAAUUAGAGAAUGCAACUGUUCUGCGCAGCAAUAUUAGAAUUCGACAUAUUUUAUAAGAUCUGAGGGGGGCCUUUCAAAUCUAUUUUUAGACCAAGCAAAACAGCUGUAUGAUUUUUAAUAGACAUCUUUCUUUCACCCAUUUACUGGUCUGGUAGUUAACAGACUGUAAUAGGCAUAAUCAAUAUUAUAUGGAUAUUGAUUCUUAUUUAUUUUUUUUAAAAAGAUUUACUAAAAAAUAAUUCUCACAUUAUGUGUUUUUUUUUUGUUUUUUUUGUUUUUUAAAUGACGCCCUAAUUUGUUAAUUAAUUCUUAUCUUAGUAAAUUUUAUUAUUUUAUGAUGAUCUGACUUCAAGUCUGAACCACAUUAAAUUUCACCAGUAACUUUAUUUUUACAAGUGACAGACUAAUAAUGCGAACUGCACGUUCACUUAAAUAUUUAUUGAUAUCUAUAGCGAUACACGUCUACUAAAAAAAGUGACUGCAGAUUACAAUAUAAACGCCAGUCAUCUACCUUUAGAAGUAACUUUUUUUUAUGCCAGCUUAAUUCAAUUACACUAGUCACAUGAUGCGAGCAGUUUAUGUCUACAUUACAUAUACUGAAUGUUUGUUUAUUUACUAUUAAGAUACUGUAUUGUACAAUUUUGAGACAUAUUGUACGAUAUUAGAAGUUUGACGGUAAACGGGUCUGCUGUAGAUUUGAGGAAAAAAUAUUACAGGGUAUGUUGGGCUUGUGCAAUAGUACAGAAAUAAUGUUGUUUUACAGUAUAUACUCAUUCAUAAGCAGACUGCCGUAGUUUUUUUCAGGGAAAACCUGAAAAGGCGUGUAACCCGCCCAGAAGCCGAACUUAUUAAUUAUGCCAUUUAAAGCAAUACAGUACUAAAGAAAAUAAUAAAAAAAUUUUUAAUAGUUGUGGUUCAUGUAAAAAGCUAAAUGAGGACCCAAUUUAGCACCCUGCCAAUUUUGCACACUGAUUAAUUUUGACAUCCUUAAAAAAAUUUUUUCUUCUUCAUUGAUUUCUAAAAUAAUUCUAAAAUAACAAUUACAUUAUUCAAUGUACUUAGAUUAAAUCAUACAAAUUUUAAUAACCCGCUCAUAAGCUGACCACCCCACUUAUUUCCCUGAAAUAUUUCCAAUUAUAAAAAUGUGUUUAUUUACAAUUAUAUGCAUCCAUCCCUGUGGUGCUACAGCCCAUGUAGGGCUUUGGUCUACCUCACCAUAUCCUUCCACCUAGACCUAGGUAUUUGAAUUGAUUUACUUUUUCAAAGGUUUGGUUUUUAAUUUUAAUGGUUUCAUUUGUCUGUUCUUCUCUUAACACAGUCAUGAGUUAUUUUUUUAGUGCUGCUUGCAGUGAUGGGUCUUCUAAUUCAAUAAAAUCUUUUGAUAUAUCUUUACUACUUUUUCCUAACAGUGCUAUGUCAUCAGCAUAUGCAAGAUACUGAAGGGGUUGGUUUUAAGGAGUUACUAUUGGUUGUGGGUCUUGGGUUUCCAUCAGAAAGUAUCAUUUUAUUGUUCCUUGGGUGUCAACAUAUAAGCUUAUAACUAUUUCCAAUGUUAGGUUAAAUAGCAUGCAAGAAAGUGAUUGUCCUUGUCUAAUCUGAAAUUUCCUUGAAUAUUCACCCCUAAACUUGAUUUUCAUUUUUGAGUUGUUAAAUGUUAUAUUUAUCAGCCUUGUCUGUCUGUUAGGUAUGCCAAAGUCCUGCAGAGUCUCAUGUAGAUUUUUUUUUUUAUGCUUCAUAUGCCAUUUUAUAGUCCACAUAGAGUUGCUCUACUGGCAUAUUAUGUUCGUAACAUUUCUCCAAUAGGCAUCUGAUGGUGAAAAUCUCAUCAGUCGUUGAUCCGUUUCGUCUGAAUCCACAUUGGUAAACCCCUAGUGUUUGUUCAGUGUAUGGUUGGACUCUUUUGGCAAUUAGUUUUAUUAGUAUUUUGUACGUAACAUUCAAUAGGGAAAUUCCUCUGUAGUUUGCUCAUUGACGUUUGGAACCUUUCUUGUGUAUUGGGGGGCAUUAGUGCUGUUUCCCAUUCUGUUGGAAUUGUCCUCUUCUUGCCAAAUUGUAGGUAGAAGUUUAUGUGUCUGAGUGUGUAGUUCCCUUCCUCCAUAUAUAAUAAGUUCUGCGUAAAAGUAUGUGCAGUACGUAAAAUUAAUUUAUAUAUACGACUAUUAAUUUAAAGAAAUGAUGGUGUGUAGUGGACACUAUGAUAUUGCCUUCUCUUGUAGUUCCCAAACAGUGUUCCCCAAUCCCCAAGGGCUGUGUUGCCACUCCAGGAAACUUCUAAACACAAAUAACUUGUUAGACAUAUGGUAGUCCCAAGGAGCUCCCCAAGACAUAUGGUAGGCUUAAGGCCCAUAGAAAUUGAUUCUAUAAAUGGGCUCUGCAAGUCCAAAAGGUUGCCAAACCACUGUUAAAGGAUAAGACACAGCCUACAUCACUCCAUGCAGUGUGUAAUUAAAAACCUUUUGUUUGGGGGCAUUAUAUUCAGUUAUUCAUUCAGAGUAAAUUCAUCUGCCUGAGACUCUUAUUUCAAUGCCGAUUAAGUUAUACAUUUGAUAAGUGUACUGUUCAGUGUACCUUUUUUUAAAUAGAGGAGACUUUAGAAUUGAUGUUACUGUUUUUCUCACAAUCUAAGGGUUUUUCCAUUUUUAGGUUUAGGCUUUAACAUCAGAGGGGGCACAGAUAUCCCACAUUUCAAGGAAGACACAGGUAUUUUUGUAACUAAGCUCAAGGAAGCUGGUGCUGCCUACAGAGAUGGGCGACUAAAGGAAGGAGACAAAAUUUUAGAGGUUUGAAAAUUAUAUGAUAAAUUUAUCUUUCAUUGUGUUAACGCAUAGAUUUGGGUAAUGACACAAAUUUUUCGUAAUUAUUUAGUGUUAAGCUAGUCAUCUUGCUACAUUCCUUGUAUGUAGUUGCUGUAAUUAGAAUUUAAAUGAUCAAAUAUAUAGAAGUGUAUUUAAAAAAAAGUAAAAUUCAUAUUGAUUGUUGAUUUGGAUCCUUAUUUCAAAUGUGUAAUAUUUUUCAUCUUUACAAAAAUAAAAUGUCUGAUGGUUAAAGAAUUAAAUGGUUCAAAGGUUUUAUAUAAAAAGAAAAAUAUCUGUAAGAAGCUCAACCCUUACCCCACCUCAUUAAAAAUGCACCAAAAAAUUAAAUUUGUAAGUAUUGAGUGCACAAGUCACUUAUCUAUACAUAGUUGAGACUGAAUAUUAAUACUGCACUAAUAAUAAAUUUUAAAAAAUAUGCCCCAGAGUAAGAUAAAUAUGAAUCCUUUUCAUUAUCAGGAUGAUAUUGAAGUAUUAUUCUUGCUUUUCAAGGUAAAUGGACACAAAAUUCAGUCUGUCACUCACAAUGAAGCCGUUCAGAUAUUUAUCACAGCAGGAGAGACAGUGCACUUGAAAGUCCAGCAUGGAGCAGAAGAGUUUAUCUUGGUAUGUUACUUUAUUAUUUUAUCAUGUGAAUGUUCUUUAACAUUGCAAAAUUUUGGGUUGCUUAUUAAUAUUGAUCUGCUACAAUAUUUUUCUGGUUCAAAUUUCUGGUAUAUUAAAGGCAAAAAAAUAUUUUUUUCCAUAUUAUAGAUCUUUUAAUCAUUUGAUCUUUUUGCUGAGCUGGUACGUUUGAUUGAGAAUUACCAUUUGAAAAUAACUGACCCAUACAGAGCAUCUGCAUUAGCUUAACUUUACCAUAAGUGAAAUAAACAAAGAACUUACAUCGAAUAGUAAAAUAAUAUGGAUAUGCAUGUUCAUUUUAAUAUUUACCUGGUGCUAUCUUUCAAAGAUGUCUUUAGUAACACCUUGUCCUCAUCCAAACCUAUUAUUCUUAAUGUUAAAUAAAUGAUUUCCUUUAACUUUCGUUAACCCAAAUGAUCUAGAAUUUAUCUCUACAUACAUUCUACAACUACAAGAAUUAAUUGUAUCAAUUUUUUUAACCUAGCACUUCCGUUACCCGGUAUCAAAAUACAUCCUGGAAAUUUUCUUAAUGAUUGCAUUUGUUUGUGCUACAAGUAUAUUAUGUGGAUUGUUAGUGUUCAAUUUUAUAGAAUCUUUUGAUAAAGGUAUUGUUGCUUAGUUGAAUUGUUUUUUCAAUUAACUUUCUGUCAAAGCUAUAUUUAAAAAGGUUGCAUUAUCAUUAACUAAUAACUAAUUUAUUUUUGUCUACAGAAACAGCUCGAAGCAAGAAAGGGUGGCGGUAGUAGCUUCCUCAUUUUGGCAAUUCUAGCUUUAGCUGCAGCCGCAGGAAUUGGCUUUCUUGUUGUUAAUAGUAAAAAAUGAGUUUGGUGUGUGUUUUUUUUUUAUUUGGUUUAUUUUUGCCCCUUAGAAAUCAAUAAUCAACUUCUAUGUUUUUCAGGUGAACAUAAUAAAUAAAUGAAAAUUAAAACUUUUAAAGAAAAUAUAAAAUUGUACAUUCGUAUCAAUAAAAAUGGAAAUAUUCUUAACUUUGAAAUGGAACUUUGUUUGAAAUGAAAUAUUGUUUCAUCAAAUGAAAUACUGAUUGUAUAACGUUUGUAUGUCAAACAAUUUUUCCAGCAAAAAUAUACAUUCUUAUGUUUAUACUGUCAAUAAAUUUGACUUUUUUUUUUUUUUUUUUUUAAAUAGUCCCCUUUUGCAAUAGUAAAAAAAAAUUAUUUAUUUUUACAUCUGAUAUAAUCAUAUUUUUUUUUUUUUUUUUUUUUUUUUUUUUAAAUAGUCCCCUUUUGCAAGAGUAAAAAAAAAUUAUUUAUUUUCACAUCUGAUAUAAUCAUAUUUUUUUUUAUUAAAAAAUUUGAGCCAAUGUUUAUGUACAUAAUUUUUUUAGCCAACAGGAAGUUUCAAUGAAAAUGAUUACCUUUCUUUUGGGCUCAUUUUGUAAGCUCCACUUAUACAUUUAAUUUAUUGCUAAAAUGAAGAGCGAAACGGUAAUGAUAAAAAACAAAAAACCGGUAUUGAUCAUUGUUGUUUGCUUUUCAUACAAUUGAAAGUAAAAAGACAUCUUUAUUUUUAUGAGUAACAAUUUCCCCUGACUGUGGAUGAGAGCUCUUGAUUUCGUUCUUCCCCCUUUACUUUGUUUUACAAGCACAAUAUUCAAACCAAAUAGCACAGGAGGCUAUCUAUCCAGUUUUUUUUACUCAGAGCUUUUACAUUUAUGAACAUUUUUAGAAAUAUUUCAUCAAAUAAUUUUUUUGUUGAAAAUAUUUUAGUAAUGAUUAAUCUGAAUUAAAAACUGUUUAAGAUGAAGAAUGGGAGAGUUAAAUAGAAUUUUAAUAAGGAAAGUCAUGUUAAAAAAUUUCUCAACUGAUAUUUGUGUUAUAGCACAAGAAAAUGAGAAUAAAACAUGUGCUUAAGUUAUUGUGGGUUAAAAACCUUAAAAGUUGAAAUAGUGCUUGCUCAUAUGCUGUAUUGCUAGAGAGUGAGUGAAUAUUAUCUGAGGACAUCAUAAAGUCAAAAUUAUUGAAGCCAUAAUAUAUUAUUUCAUGGGUUAGACACAUUACAAAUAAGUGUCUGCCUGCAAGUCCUUUGUAAUUUGUUUUUGAAAUAUCUGAAUCACUAUCUCUGAUAAUCAUGUACAUUUUUCAAUAAAAGUGCGCAAAAUAAUGUCAUCAAAUUAAAAAAAAAGUGUCUUCUUUUGUUAUUAAUUGUUACUUUACAUAUUAUAUUUUAGAUUAUACUGAUUACGCUUGUAGUUGCUAC